AUGGUCCAACUCCACCAGGAUACAGAUCCAUAAAGAUCAGCCCAGCACUCUGAACAGCUCAGAGGGAGGAGCCUGACCAGCAGUUCCUCAUGCUAUUGCCUUGUUCUUUUUCUCUGGACAGGUGGCUCCUUAAUGACAGAUCCUUAAUGACAAAUCCAUAAUGUCUGUGGUUGAGACUCUGAUGCACAUCAGGGUCACUUUUCUACCGGUCUGGCUUGGGAUAUCUCUGUCCAUUCCUGACCUCUCCCAGGCCAGUCCCUCCCAGCAUUUCACCUCCCCAGAAGUGGUGAUCCCCUUGAAGGUUAUCAGCAGGGACAAAACUGCAGAGGCUCUGGGUUGGCUCUCCUAUAGUCUGCGGUUCGGAGGCCAAAGACAUGUUGUCCAUAUGAAGGCCAAGAAGCUGUUAGUUUCUCCACACCUCCCAGUGUUCACUUACACAGAGCAGCAUGUCCUCCAUCAGGAUCAGCCCUUUGUCCAGGAUGACUGCUACUAUCAUGGUUUUGUGGAGGGGGUCUCUGAGUCCCUGGUUGCCCUCAGUACCUGUUCCGGGGGCUUUCAAGGAAUGCUACAGAUAAAUGAACUUGCUUAUGAAAUUAAGCCAAUAAAGCUUUCUGUUACAUUUGAACACUUGUUAUAUAAGAUAGACACUAAUGAGACACAGUUCCCACCUAUGAGAUGUGGGUUAACAGAAGAGAAAAUAGCACGUCAAUUGGAAUUGCAAAUGUCACAUAAUUUCACUCUGAAACAAAGUUCUUAUUUGGGGUGGUGGAUCCACUCACGUUUUCUUGAGGUAGCAGUGGUUGUGGACUAUCAUAGAUAUGUUUUCUCCGAAAGGAAUGUGACAACGAUAAAGUUGGACAUAAUUAAUGUUGUCAAUAUAGUGAAUUCCUUAUAUCAGGCUUUGGAAAUUGACAUAGUUUUGACUGGGUUGGAGGUCUGGACUACAAAUAAUCCAAUUAAUACCAGUGAUGACUUAGAUUAUGUUUUGGACUACUUUUGUACUUGGAAGCAAAAUAACCUUGAUGGACGUCUGCCUUAUGAUGUUGUACAUCUGUUUAUGAAAGAAUAUUAUGGUGGUGGGAAACUUGGUGUCGCCUAUGUUGGAGGAGCAUGCCGUGCUCUUUAUAACUGUGGAGUUGAAUUGUUUAGAGACAACCAACAUUCCAAUUUUGCAAUUGCUAUGAGCCAUGAGCUUGGUCAUAAUUUGGGUAUGUGGCAUGAUGAACGAUAUUGUGGAUGUGGAUCCAGGACAUGCAUAAUGAAUCGGUACUACACUUUUUCAUUUAGAUUUAGCAAUUGCAGUUAUGCCGAGUAUUGGGACAAUCGUCGGAAUACAUGUAUUUAUCCUCUUGCACAUGAAUCGGAUGUCUUUAAGAUUAAAUACUGUGGGAACGAAGUAGUUGAUGCAGGAGAAGAGUGUGAUUGUGGAUCUGUCCAGCAGUGUGCAAGAAAUCCCUGUUGUCAGUCUAACUGCACUUUCAGUCCUGGAUCAUCUUGUUCUUUUGGGCUUUGUUGCAAAGACUGUAAAUUUAGGCCACCAGGGACUUUAUGUAGACAUCCGCUCAAUAAAUGUGACCUUCCAAAGUGGUGCAAUGGGACAUCCCAUCAAUGCCCAGAUGAUGUAUAUGUGCAGGAUGGAAGCCCUUGUAGUGACAAUGCCUACUGCUAUAAAAAGACAUGUAAUACCCAUGAUUUACAGUGUAAAGAGAUUUUUGGCAGAGAUGCAAGGAGUGCAUCUCAGAGUUGCUACAAUAAAAUCAACACCCAAGGAAAUCGUUUUGGGCACUGUGAUAUUGUAGGCACAACAUAUACCAAAUGUUCGGAACCUGAUAUCAUGUGUGGAAGGGUUCAGUGUGAAAAUGUGAGCCGACUUCCCUUUCUCCAAUCACAUUUUACAGUGCAUCAGCUUCACUUCAAUGAAAACACUUGCUGGGGCACUGAUUAUCAUUUAGGGAUGUCCAUACCUGAUAUUGAUCAAGUAAAAGAAGGCACCUCAUGUGCUCCAGGAAAGAUCUGCAUCAGUAAGAAGUGUGCAAGUAUGGUUCAGCUGUCCGAAAUCUGUCAGCCUGAGACCUGCAACAUGAGGGGGGUCUGUAAUAACAAACAUCACUGUCACUGCAACCAUGAAUGGUCACCUCCCAACUGUAGUAACAAAGGCUAUGGAGGUAGUGAAGAUAGUGGUCCACCUCCUGGGAAACCC
Marmota flaviventris (yellow-bellied marmot) is the source of this 2200-nucleotide messenger RNA. It is a transcript of the gene Adam20, whose product is annotated as ADAM metallopeptidase domain 20. Gene Ontology annotation, molecular function: metalloendopeptidase activity. Gene Ontology annotation, biological process: proteolysis; male gonad development. NCBI's taxonomy places the organism in Eukaryota, Metazoa, Chordata, Mammalia, Rodentia, Sciuridae. Gene Ontology annotation, cellular component: plasma membrane; external side of plasma membrane; sperm head plasma membrane. The record is from RefSeq and is a predicted model, not a curated record.